Messenger RNA from Lycium barbarum (goji berry), 1506 nucleotides. Its product is annotated as protein trichome birefringence-like 3. NCBI's taxonomy places the organism in Eukaryota, Viridiplantae, Streptophyta, Magnoliopsida, Solanales, Solanaceae. Gene Ontology annotation, molecular function: O-acetyltransferase activity. The coding region runs from base 96 to 1358 and encodes 420 amino acids. The record is from RefSeq and is a predicted model, not a curated record. Gene Ontology annotation, cellular component: Golgi apparatus. The transcript has 6 exons.
CUCUGUUUACUUUUAAGCCUUCCAAUCACUUAGCCUUGCUUCAUGUUGCAGUUAAACUUCUCCAUUGUGAAUUAGUUCACAUCCAUCCUUUCACCAUGGGAUGGACAAAAUCUGCCAGAAGAAAACUCUCUUUGCCCAUAAUCACAACCAUCAUCUGCACCUUCUUAGCCUUCAUUUUUCUCUUGUACACUGAGAGGGUCAGUACUAUUUCUUCGGGCUAUAUUUCGAGGCUUAAGCCUUGUCCCAAAAGAGCAGAUGACAGAGAAUUGGAGAGCGAUUCAAUAGACAAUCUAGCAGAAGAUACAAAUGAUUUUGAUCCUGAUGAAUGCAGCGUCAAUCAUGGGAAAUGGGUCUUCAAUUCUUCAAUUAAGCCAUUGUAUUCAGACAGGACUUGUCCUUAUAUUGACAAACAAUAUUCUUGUAUUAAGAAUGGCCGAAAUGAUUCAUAUUAUCUUCACUGGGAAUGGGAGCCUGAUGACUGCAUGUUGCCAAGGUUCAAUCCUGAGAUCGCUCUCAGAAAGCUUCGAGGAAAGAGACUAAUGUUUGUAGGGGAUUCAAUACAGAGAAAUCAAUGGGAAUCUUUUAUUUGUUUAGUUGAAUCUGUAAUCCCAAAAGGCAAAAAAUCUAUGAAACGAGGGCGCGUUCAUUCUGUAUUCAAAGCUAAGGAGUAUGAUGCAACCAUUGAGUUCUAUUGGGCACCAUUCUUGGUGGAGUCUAAUACAGAUAUUCCUAUUAAAAGUGAUCCCAAUCAAAGAAUCAUUAAAGUGGACUCAAUUUCCCAGCGUGCCAAACAUUGGUUAGGAGCAGACUUCCUUGUUUUCAAUACUUAUGUUUGGUGGAUGAGUGGACUCAAGACCAAGGCACUAUGGGGCGAAUUCGAAAACGGAGAAGAAGGUUAUGAAGAAUUAGAUACAGCAACUUCUUACAGAGUAGCAUUAAGGACAUGGGCAAAUUGGAUUGAUUCAACAAUUGAUCCCCAAAAAACACGGGUUUUUUUCACUACAAUGUCCCCUUCACACCAAAAGAAUAAAGAAUGGGGGAACGUAAACGGGAUAAGGUGCUUCAACGAGACGAGACCAGUGACGAAGAAGGGUCACUGGGGAACUGGUUCAAACAAAGAUAUGAUGAAGGUUGUUGCUAGUGUUAUGGGCAGGAUGAAAGUUCCUGUUACUGUCCUUAAUAUAACACAACUAUCUGAGUAUAGAAUCGAUGCGCAUACGUCGAUUUAUGGUGAAUUGCAAGGCAAAUUGUUAACGGAUGAGCAAAGAGCAGAUCCAUUGCAUUUUGCAGAUUGCCUACAUUGGUGCUUGCCUGGAGUUCCUGAUACUUGGAAUCAGCUACUUUUUGCAUAUUUGUAGCCCCAAAAAUGUAAUGCUAAAGUCUAAACAGACUUGAAAUGAUCCUUCGUUAGUAAUUUUUCCCCCCUGUAAACCAACAACAAAUGCAAAGUGCAUGAGUUGUCGUAGACAUCCUUUUUUUUUUUUUUUUGGGGGGGGGGGGGGGGGG